Molecule: messenger RNA, 1316 nt
Organism: Mesoplodon densirostris (Blainville's beaked whale)
Lineage: Eukaryota; Metazoa; Chordata; Mammalia; Artiodactyla; Ziphiidae
Gene: MTFR1
Product: mitochondrial fission regulator 1
Exons: 9
Coding region: 223-1227 (334 amino acids)
Biological process (GO): mitochondrial fission; aerobic respiration
Cellular component (GO): mitochondrion
Source: RefSeq, a predicted model, not a curated record
CAACGCCCCGGGUCAGCCAAGCUGGAAGCCGGGGUUGCUGCAUGGGGUGUCUGGCUGCCGCGCGGCCGAGGCUUCCUUGACAAGGAAGCAGCACAUUGAUUUAUAGUCUGGUGUAAACUUGUCACGUUGGAGACCAGCACUUCAGUGUGCUUUAUGGACCAUGUGCUGCUAUGUAUGCCUGAAGUACUUGAAAUGCAAAUUUGGAGAGACUUUGCCAUCUAAAUGCUUGGCUGGAUUAAACGCCUAAUUAGGAUGGUUUUUCAACAGGUUGGAAGCAUGCAAUCGGUACUUUGGUCUGGGAAGCCAUAUGGUUCAUCUCGAAGUAUCGUAAGGAAAAUUGGUACUAAUUUAUCUCUGAUCCAGUGUCCAAGAGUUCAGUUUCAGCUUACCAGCCCUACAACAGAAUGGAGCCCCAGACAGCCAGGAGAGGAUGCAGUGGUGUCUUUUGCUGAUGUUGGAUGGGUAGCCAAAGAAGAAGGAGAGUGUUCAACAAGACGAAGGACAGAGAUCCGGUCAAGGCAACCCCUUCAGGAUGAUCUUCCUUUCUUUGAGAAGCCCCCAGCCAGGCAGUUUUCCUUACCAAACCUGUCUCUGGAAGAGCCUCCACUGCGGACCAUGACACUGGCCAACGAGGAAGCACUGCAGAAGAUCUGUGCCCUCGAAAGUGAGCUUGCUGCCCUCAGAGCUCAGAUUGCCAAAAUUGUGACCCUCCAAGAACAGCAGAACCUCAGUGCAGGUGACUUAGAAUCUACGGCAUCCGUUGCCACAGCGCCACCCUCUGUCCCGCCACCUCCCCCUCCGCCACCUCCCCUCCCUCCGUCAGGGCUCCGCCAAAGCGCAUCUGCUAUUGAUCUGAUUAGAGAUCGAAGAGAGAAAAACGCCUGUGCUGGAAAGACUUCAGUCAAGAGCAAUCCAAAGAAAUCUGAUAUGCCAAAUAUGCUGGAGAUCCUUAAAGACAUGAACAGCGUGAAACUUCGGUCAGUAAAAAGGUCAGCACAAGAUCCAAAGCCCAAACCGGUGGAUGCUGCUGACCCUGCUGCCCUCAUAGCAGAGGCUCUGAAAAAGAAGUUUGCUUAUCGGUAUCGAUGUGAUAGCCAAGGUGAAGUUGAAAAAGGAAUUCCAAAGUCUGAAUCAGAGGCCACCUCAGAAAGAGUGUUGUUUGGGCCACACAUGUUGAAGUCUACAGGAAAAAUGAAGGCUUUAAUUGAAAAUGUUUCAACUUCCUAAUAGUGAGCUGAGAAAGACUAUCCUACUAGUUCAGCUGUUGGUGUAUUAGGGCUGUUCAGCUAAUAGCAAUGAACACUAUUUGGUAAAUA